AUGGUCAAUCAAAGUGUGCCAGCUGGCACCGCUGCUGCUGCAAGAUUAUUCAGCGCAGAGAGCAGCGUAGAUAGCGGCUCAGCGGGUCAGCAGCUGAUCGCGUCGCUAUUGGUCGAGCGGCUGCCUGUCGUCAUCCCGAAGCCUCCCGAAUGGGCUCUUAAAUACGAGACGUUUAGCUUCGAGCGGAAACAGCAAUACCGCAAGCAGUAUCCUAAAGACUUUCUAGACGCGGCCUCUUCGACCAAUGCAGUCCCCCCAAACACGCCAUAUCCCGUUGCCCCGUUCCCAACCUCCCCCGCCCCCCCCCUCCCCGUGCACACCCCCCUCUCCUCCGCGCGCACACCCCUCUUCCCCUCCGUGCGCACACUCCUCCGCGCACGCACCCCUCUUCCCCUCCGUGCGCACACUCCUCCGCGCACGCACCCCUCUUCCCCUCCGCGCGCACACUCCGCCACGCGCGCAGCAAGCGCUGAGGGGGAAGGCGAGGAGGAGGACGAGUACUGGGCGGGAGUCCUCGAGGCGCCGUUUGACGCGCCGUCCAGACGAACCGCUGCUGACGAGGCCAAUGACGUCAGGUCCCUGCAGCGCGCACUGGACAAGCGCCUGUACCUGCUGCUCAAGGGGCCCUCGCUUGCCGGCCAAUCAGGCAGCGACACAUGGCACUUCCCCGAGAAGCUUUACGAAGGCGAAGAUUCCAUGCGCCAGUGUGCAGAGAGGGCAGCAGCAGCAUCCCUCGGUUCCUCCCUCGACCUCUACUUUGUUGGCAAUGCUCCCUGCGCGCAUGCUCCCAUGGCUGCAGCCACGGCAUUCUUCUUCCGAGCCCAUGUCCUAGGAGGUGAUUUCCAACCAUCUGCCCGGACAAUAAAGGAUUUCGCGUGGGUCAGCAAGGCAGAGAUCCCAGAGUAUGUGGACCUUUCGGCCAUCCCUGAUGGACCCAAGCUCUUCCAGACGCUGCUCAUGGACGACUCACAGCAGCUGCCCCUCGAGGAUCUUCGCGGCCCUCUCGAUCGCCCGUGCUGCCCGGAAGAUCUCAUGCUGCACCGCCUUCCACUCCUCCCCAUCCUCGUUAUUGUCACUCCCCCUCACAGCACCACCUGCCCCAGCCUCGGGAUUUUCCUUUUUGGAGGCGCUGCUACUGAUGACAUCAGCGAUGGCAUCGCGGAUCCCGGGGAAUGGAACCCCCGCUCCGCCAGAAAGAGGCGCUCGUUCACCGCGUCAAACGCCUUGGAGGACGGGCAGUUGGCGCUGCCUUCCUCCAUGGGGCAUCCCCUCCCCCUCGUGCACCUGCACGCGCUGCUGCUGGAUGCUGCAAUGCGCUGUGGUGGUGGGAGGGGGGAGGGGAAGAGGGGGGAGAGAGGAUGGAAAGGGUGUGGGAGACGAGCAGUUGGCGCUGCCUUCCUCCAUGGGGCAUCCCCUCCCCCUCCAUGGGGCAUCCCCUCCCCCUCCAUGGCGCAUCCCCUCCCCCUCCAUGGGGCAUCCCCUCCCCCUCCAUGGGGCAUCCCCUCCCCCUCCAUGGGGCAUCCCCUCCCCCUCCAUGGGGCAUCCCCUCCCCCUCCAUGGGGCAUCCCCUCCCCCUCCAUGGGGCAUCCCCUCCCCCUCCAUGGGGCAUCCCCUCCCCCUCCAUGGGGCAUCCCCUCCCCCUCCAUGGGGCAUCCCCUCCCCCUCCAUGGGGCAUCCCCUCCCCCUCCAUGGGGCAUCCCCUCCCCCUCCAUGGGGCAUCCCCUCCCCCUCCAUGGGGCAUCCCCUCCCCCUCCAUGGGGCAUCCCCUCCCCCUCCAUGGGGCAUCCCCUCCCCCUCCAUGGGGCAUCCCCUCCCCCUCCAUGGGGCAUCCCCUCCCCCUCCAUGGGGCAUCCCCUCCCCCUCCUGGGGCAUCCCCUCCCCCUCCAUGGGGCAUCCCCUCCCCCUCCAUGGGGCAUCCCCUCCCCCUCCAUGGGGCAUCCCCUCCCCCUCCAUGGGGCAUCCCCUCCCCCUCCAUGGGGCAUCCCCUCCCCCUCCAUGGGGCAUCCCCUCCCCCUCCAUGGGGCAUCCCCUCCCCCUCCAUGGGGCAUCCCCUCCCCCUCCAUGGGGCAUCCCCUCCCCCUCCAUGGGGCAUCCCCUCCCCCUCCAUGGGGCAUCCCCUCCCCCUCCUGGGGCAUCCCCUCCCCCUCCAUGGGGCAUCCCCUCCCCCUCCAUGGGGCAUCCCCUCCCCCUCGUGCACCUGCACGCGCUGCUGCUGGCCGCUGCGAUGUGCUGUGGUGGUGGGAGGGGUGGCGGGGUGGGAGGGUGUGGGAUGGGGGCGAAUGGCCUCAGUUUGUGCCUUCCUCAGAUGCGCCCUCCAUGGGGCAUCCCCUCCCCCUCGUGCACCUGCAUGCGCUGCUGCUGGAUGCUGCAAUGCGCUGUGGUGGUGGGAGGGGUGCGUGGGAUUCGGGGGGUGUGAGAUGGGGCUGA
Messenger RNA from Closterium sp. NIES-65, 2427 nucleotides. NCBI's taxonomy places the organism in Eukaryota, Viridiplantae, Streptophyta, Zygnematophyceae, Desmidiales, Closteriaceae. The record is from the annotation of a GenBank genome assembly.